AUGAAGGUGUUCUCCCUGACACUGCUCACCCUGCUGCUGGCGGCUCUCUGGACUAGAAGCCAGGGAAUGUCCUUCCGCAGCCACUACGGCACAUGCUGCUACAAGGAGAUGUUUAUCCAGAAGAAAAUCCCAGCCUUCCUCAUCAAGAGCUUCCAGGAGACGCCUUCCCACUGCUCCCACAAGGCUGUGCGCGUGGAGAUGCUGAAGGGGAAGAAGUUCUGCGUGGACCCGCAGAAGGAAUGGUUCCAGCAGUACCGGCAGCAGCAGGAGUCAACCAGCACCUCCACAUGA
Messenger RNA from Tyto alba (common barn owl), 291 nucleotides. Its product is annotated as C-C motif chemokine 13. Gene Ontology annotation, cellular component: extracellular region. The transcript is spliced from 3 exons. The record is from RefSeq and is a predicted model, not a curated record. Gene Ontology annotation, molecular function: CCR chemokine receptor binding; chemokine activity. Gene Ontology annotation, biological process: neutrophil chemotaxis; positive regulation of ERK1 and ERK2 cascade; lymphocyte chemotaxis. NCBI's taxonomy places the organism in Eukaryota, Metazoa, Chordata, Aves, Strigiformes, Tytonidae. Bases 1 to 291 code for a protein of 96 amino acids.